AUGGGUGCCCGCCAUGCUCACCCCAGAGAGCGAGUGCAGCAGGGCACCACCCAGGCGCCAGGUCCUGCAAGGCAGUUCCAUGGGCGUAGCUCCCGGGGAUUCCGUUCUCGUGUCCGAGCCUGCUUGGGGCUCGACAAGAGGGACGCUUUGCCCCCGAUGCAUCCCUUGGCCGGGCCGCUCCUGCAGCGCAAGUGGGCGUCGACAUCGAGGCAGUACGGCUUGCUGCUCUCUCAAGCCGAGGCCGGUGCGGUGCCUGAGGCGGUGAUCCACCAAAUUCAAUUGGACGUGGCUCGAACCUUCCCGGCCAUCCCUGCGCAGCACGGGGACUGGGGAUGGCCCGCCGACACUGCUGCCCAGGAUCGCGAACGAUGCCUGGCACGGGCUCUUUUGGCCUCAGAGUGUCGCUCUGCGGGGUCGUCCAGUCCGUCGAGCUCGAAGACUGGCUUGCCGAUGCUGUUGAAGAUUCGUCGGUCUUGGUGUGGGGCUACAGCAGCCGAUUCAUCCUCCAGUACUCCUCUCAUGCGCAGGCAAUCGCUUUCGCUGGGUGCAGACGGAUGGGCGGUGGAUUCUAUGCCAACUCUAAGCGAUCCUGUGCCGACAUACGUGCAAGGCUGCAGCAUGAUGGCUGCCAUGUGCCUGGGGUUUACUGCUGGCCGAGAAGAGGAAGGCUUCUGGCUCUUCAUACACCUUCUAGAGGAUGUGCUUGGGCCCGAUUUCUUUUCGCGGCAACCUGCACUUCUGGGAUAUCACGGAGACCGGGCUGCGGCUGCAGCCCUGGUGGCGUCGCAGAGUCCCAGCCUGGCGGAGCUCAUGGGGGUCCAAUGUUUGGGCGAGUCCAUUUCCGCCUUGGCGUCACGUUGCCUACUCUCAGGAUUUGUGGGCUUCCUCUCCGGCCCUCCUCUUGUUGCGCUUUGGGAGGAACUGCUUCAAGCGCGUUGCGCUGACUUCCCGCGCCUCCCUCUAAUAAGCUGGUUGGCAGGGCUGGUGCACCACGCUGAAAGCCAGCUGGCAUCGGCCUUGGUUGGUCUUUCCAGCGAUGAAGCUGUGCCGGUCUUCUUUCGAACAGUUCAGCAAGCUGCUAAAGCACUGCCGAACAACUGGCGCCCUCGAGUGCGAGUCUCACGGGCUCAAGUCCUGGAGCUGCGGCAGAUCUCCAAGGCGGCCGCCGAGAAGUACCGAAGUGCCCAGGAAACACUAAGUCUGAAGGAGAUGCAUGCGAAGAACGUGUCGGCCUCCUUGGACAGGACUUGCUCGGCGCUCCUCGAUGCCAUGAAGUUUGCUGAAGGAGUAAGCAGUGCAUCCGCCACAUCCGGCGCUGCAGCCGCGGAGAGCUCCAGUGGAAAGCAAGCCGCCAACCGUGCUUUUGCCAAAGGGUGA
Molecule: messenger RNA, 1377 nt
Organism: Symbiodinium sp. CCMP2456
Lineage: Eukaryota; Dinophyceae; Suessiales; Symbiodiniaceae
Source: the annotation of a GenBank genome assembly